AUGAUGACAUGUCGGCUGGGAUCUCGGCGGCUGGGCGGUUCGCGAGGGUCGCUGCAGCCCGGGACAGCGUGCUCCGCCGCCGCUAGCGAGCUGGAUCUCAGCGCACGCGCACGACGCGCUCAUAAAGCUAGGUUAAAAUUGCUGGGCGCCAGCGGCGAAGCGCCGUUGUUGGGCGGCUGGCGUAGUACGCCGCAGACGCCGCGGGCGCCCGCCACACCAGCACCGCAUCAUUCACACAACCAUCUAGCUUCAAAUUGCAAUGGAACAGAUAGUGGAAGCAGAAAUCUUCGCCGAAGAUCGACGUACACGAGCGGACGGUUCGGUUUCGGCUUAUCGUUCUCCUUUGUUUUUGACCCCGCCGGCCGUCUCUGCUACUACUGGUCGAUGGUCGUCUCACUCGCCUUCCUAUACAACCUUUGGGUCAUUGUAUAUAGAUUUGCCUUUCAAGAAAUUAAUGGUGAAACCUUGAUAGUCUGGUUCUGUUUAGACUACUUUUCGGACUUCCUAUACUUGGCGGACAUCUUGUUUCACUUCCGUACCGGUUAUUUAGAAGACGGUGUUUUGCAGACCGAACCGGCGAAACUGCGCGCCCAUUACAUGAAUUCAACCACCUUUUACAUUGACUGCUUAUGUUUAUUGCCGUUGGACUUUCUCUACUUGUCCAUCGGGUUCAACUCGAUCCUCAGAUCCUUUAGACUCGUGAAGAUCUACCGUUUCUGGGCUUUCAUGGACCGAACUGAACGCCACACGAACUAUCCUAACCUGUUCAGGUCGACUAGUUUAAUUCAUUAUUUACUAGUGAUAUUUCAUUGGAACGGGUGCUUGUACCAUAUAAUAUAUAAAAACAAUGGGUUCGGUAGUAAAAACUGGGUGUACCACGAUACGGAGACCGCGGACGUGGUGAAGCAGUAUCUACAGAGCUAUUAUUGGUGUACGCUGGCGUUGACCACGAUAGGUGAUCUGCCCCGCCCGCGCAGUAAAGGAGAGUACGUGUUUGUCAUUGCGCAAUUGCUUUUCGGCUUGCUGCUAUUUGCAACAGUGUUGGGACAUGUAGCUAACAUAGUUACAUCGGUCAGUACUGCUCGGAAGGAAUUUCAAGCUAAAUUAGACGGUGUCAAGACGUACAUGCGAAUGAGAAGAGUUCCAAAUCAUCUGCAAGUAAAAGUAAUUAAAUGGUUCGACUAUUUAUGGCUCACGCAGAAGUGUUCUGAUGAGGAGAAGGCGGUUUCCUGUCUCCCUGACAAACUUAAAGCAGAAAUAGCUAUUAACGUCCACCUGGAUACGCUCAAGAGGGUGGAGAUUUUUCAAAAUACAGAAGCCGGUUUUUUAUGUGAGUUAGUGUUAAGACUCCGACCCGUGCUAUUCUCCCCGGGGGAUUACAUCUGCAGGAAAGGCGAAGUCGGAAAGGAGAUGUACAUAGUGAACCGAGGGAAAUUACAGGUGAUGGGUGACAACGGGAAAACUGUGCUGGCAACACUUAAGGCGGGUUCUUAUUUCGGCGAAAUAUCCAUUUUGAAUAUGGGCACCGCAGAUGGCACGGAGUGUGUGGAUGACACGUCGACAGGCAACCGUCGGACAGCAUCAGUGCGUUCCGUGGGGUACUCGGACUUGUUCGUGCUGAGCAAGAACGAUAUGUGGGAUGUUCUCAAAGAAUAUCCGGCGGCCCGGGUGCGACUUGAAGCGAUAGCGGUCAAGAGACUUGAGAAGUAUCGAAGGGUGCCCUCGAACAAAGCGAUGGGUCGUUGUCAGUCGACUCCCGGCAUGCUGGAGUCUCUCGGCCAACCGACGACGAUGGACAGGCAUCGCCCACUUUUGGCACUGUCAAUGCUUUCCUCACAUGCGCCUUCUUUCCGGGACCAGGUUUAUAGUUCAUCAGUUAGCCCUCUACGCAUAGCAUCACCAGUAGCUUCAUGUGCUUCAAGCAUACGCAGUAGUGCAGUGGGGGGAGGCAGUAUGGCAACUGGUGGCGCGGUACCAAAACGGGAAACCCACGACGCUCUUGAGACCGAAAUCAAAAGACUUCGCGAACGACUCUAUACUGUUGAAACUGAAAAUGCUGCUAUGUCCGCUAAGUUGAGUCAGCAACAGUGGGAAGUUGAUCAAAGGUUACAAGAGAUCGAAAUGCAGAUCUGUGGGGGGAGCUCGCUGAGUUCGCAAGAGGAGAACGAGCGUAACCGGGAGAGCAUCAUUUAA
Molecule: messenger RNA, 2193 nt
Organism: Leptosia nina
Lineage: Eukaryota; Metazoa; Arthropoda; Insecta; Lepidoptera; Pieridae
Source: the annotation of a GenBank genome assembly